Mustela erminea (ermine) is the source of this 1785-nucleotide messenger RNA. RefSeq names its product double homeobox B (gene DUXB). Lineage: Eukaryota; Metazoa; Chordata; Mammalia; Carnivora; Mustelidae. The record is from RefSeq and is a predicted model, not a curated record. Gene Ontology annotation, molecular function: DNA binding.
AUGCCGCUACCUUCACCCCUUACCCUCGGAGGGGAACUGUGGCACGGGAUACCAGCUCUUAGAGGCAUACUACAAAAAGAAACCUGGCAAGGCAGGAUUGUUUACAACCAGAGUCAAAAGGAUAUCCUCCAAGAAUGGUUUAAACAAAACCUUUACCCUGACAGAGCUACCAGGAAACAAUGGGCCAAAGAAAUUGGUAUUUCAAAAUUGGUUUCCAAAAUUCAGGUCUGGUUUAAAAACCACAGAUCAAAACAGAGACAAUUGGAAUUGGGAUGCUCCUUAGGAAAAGACAAAACCCAAGGACAACACCAUCAUCAGCCUUGGACUCAAGAAUACUUACCAACAGCAGCCAGACAAGACUGGACAUCUGUCCCAAGAUCUCGAACACACAUCCUACUUCAAGCCUCUGAGAGGAACCGAUUGCUUGAUAUUACAACCAGGGAAAAACUGGCCAAAAAAACAGGCAUUCAGGAACCAAGAAUUCAAAUGUGGUUUCAGAACCAAAGAUCCCUAUACCCAAAGCAGAGCAGAAGCGAGUCCAUGAAUUCCUUGGCAGAUGGCCCAAAUGGAAGACCAGAUCUGACAGCUCAACAGUACCAAAUUCAUUUGUCCACUCCCCUGGGCAGGUCUCAUCAAUUUGCUUUCUCCAAUUCCUUCAGCAGGAACCCAACAUUUCUACCUGCUCCUGUCCCUUGUGUGAGCCAAGGACCAGGUGUCAUGAUGGUGCAACCUACACAGGCUACGCAGGCAGAGAAUUCUCUCUCUACUCUGACCCUUAGACCUACCUACCAACCCUCAACUUCAGGAGGGGACCUCUCAGACACUCAGACCCUUUUAUGGCUCCCAAACCAAGAAAAAUGCCAGAAUCACAUAGAACAGACUGGCCCAGGAGUAUUGCAGUUGAAGGACUAUUCUGAGUCUCGGCCUGAGCAUCAACACCACCAGUCGCAGGAUCUGCUACAGGUGGACAUAACUUACGUUCUGCAAAGGUGGGAUGAGGUCUGCCAGGCUCUGAUCGCAAAAUGGGAUCCUCAAGAAGGUACAUACUGAGAUACACACGGCUACAGCACACAGUCAGCUGAGAACCAGCCCACUCCCUCAGUCAACUGCACCAGCAAUGUGUAGAGCCUUAUGUCAAGCCUUAUGUCAGCUCCUGUUACCCACAGAUGUUGAGGAAAAGGUUACCUUUUCUGAGUCCCAAUCCACAGAAAGAGAACCCUCCAGGACCCCAACUGUGCUUCAGUGAAGAUGAUUUUCAGGCUGUGUUCCAUAUGCUACAAAGCUCACCAGGGCCUGAGUUUCAGAAGGAAGAAGUCAUUCUCAAAACCUGGUCCAGGCCUCUCUUCUUUUGAUGGACAAUCAGUGCAACUUAAAGAACAGUAAACAGUGAAGUCAUCCUGUUUGGGACAGGAUUAAUGCAAGAGGAAGGAGAAAACUACUGGAAACCCAAAUGGAAGUCUUAACUUCUUUGCGGGCAGUGGUUAUUUUCUGUACUCCCUUCACUGACUAAGCUGCAUCCAGCCUCUGGAAGCACCAUAGGCAUUAGCCACCAGACAGGCCUGCGGAAUCCUUCUGAACCAAAUAUUUUUCUGACAAACAUGACCCCCUCUCUGUAAUCACCACGUCCACCAAUCGGGAACAUCCAUGAACCGUAACCAAACCCAAGCAAAAAUAGGUCUACCAGGGACACAUCAGCACACCCUUUCCCGCUAGCAAGAUGGGAAAGCAAACUUGAAAUUAGUUUAUCAUGCAGAAAAUGAAAAGGAUAGUGUAUUUCCUGAUGUG